GGAGCAGCAGCAGCAGAAGCCUGUGGAGUAUCCGUCGGAUUGACCGGGAAUAAGAAGAGAAGGGCCAUGAGUGUGGAGGCGUACGGGCCGAGCUCCCAGACCCUGACGUUCCUGGACACGGAGGAAGCGGAGCUGCUGGGAGCAGACACCCAGGGCUCCGAGUACGACUUCACCGAUUUCACCCUGCCGAGCCAGACCCAGACCCAAGGCCAGACCCAGAGUCAGCUCGACGGACAGGUUAAUGGUCCUGAUGGGAUCCUGCAGAAUGGAGACGACCCUGUGUUGAAAGCCGGUCAUCUGCUGGCAGAGCUGAACUUUGAGGAAGAUGAGGAGGAUACCUACUACACCAAGGACCUUCCUGUUCAUGCCUGCAGUUACUGUGGGAUUCAUGAUCCAGCCUGUGUGGUUUACUGCAACACCAGCAAGAAGUGGUUUUGUAAUGGCCGUGGAAACACAUCCGGCAGCCACAUUGUAAACCACCUGGUGAGAGCAAAGUCCAAGGAGGUGACCCUGCAUAAAGAUGGACCUCUAGGGGAAACGGUGCUGGAGUGUUACAACUGUGGCUGUCGCAACGUCUUCCUGCUGGGCUUCAUCCCCGCCAAGGCUGACUCAGUAGUGGUGUUGCUGUGCAGGCAGCCAUGUGCCAGCCAGAGCAGCCUGAAAGACAUCAACUGGGACAGCUCACAGUGGCAGCCUCUCAUCCAGGACCGCUGCUUCCUGUCCUGGCUCGUCAAAAUCCCGUCAGAGCAGGAGCAGCUCAGGGCCCGUCAGAUCACCGCCCAGCAGAUCAACAAGCUGGAGGAACUCUGGAAGGAAAAUCCCACGGCGACCCUGGAGGACCUGGAGAAGCCAGGUGUGGAUGAGGAGCCGCAGCACGUCCUGCUCCGCUAUGAGGAUGCUUAUCAGUACCAGAACAUCUUUGGUCCUCUAGUGAAGCUGGAGGCUGACUAUGACAAGAAACUCAAAGAGUCACAGACUCAAGACAACAUUACAGUCAGAUGGGACUUGGGACUGAAUAAAAAGAGAAUUGCAUAUUUCACUCUUCCGAAGACGGACUCAGAUAUGCGACUGAUGCAGGGGGAUGAAAUUUGCCUGAGGUACAAGGGAGAUCUGGCACCUCCAUGGAAAGGCAUUGGACACGUCAUCAAAGUCCCUGAUAACUAUGGUGAUGAGAUCGCCAUUGAGUUAAGAAGCAGUGCCGGGGCUCCUGUGGAGAUCCCACACAAUUUCCAGGUCGACUUUGUGUGGAAGUCAACUUCCUUUGACAGGAUGCAGAGUGCCCUGAAGACGUUUGCUGUGGAUGAGACUUCAGUGUCUGGUUACAUCUACCACAAACUGCUGGGACACGAGGUAGAAGAUGUGGUCAUCAAGUGUCAGCUGCCCAAACGCUUCACUGCUCAAGGCCUGCCUGAUCUCAACCACUCCCAGGUGUAUGCUGUGAAGACAGUGCUGCAGCGCCCCCUCAGUCUGAUCCAGGGACCUCCCGGCACAGGCAAGACAGUAACCUCUGCCACCGUUGUCUACCACCUGGCUAGACAGGGUAACGGGCCAGUGCUAGUAUGUGCUCCAAGUAACAUUGCUGUUGACCAGCUGACAGAGAAGAUCCACCAGACAGGACUCAAGGUGGUGAGGCUGUGUGCCAAGAGCAGAGAAGCCAUUGACUCGCCUGUCUCCUUCCUGGCUUUGCACAACCAGACCCGCAACAUGGACAGUAUGCCAGAGCUUCAGAAGCUGCAACAGCUGAAGGAUGAAACUGGUGAGCUGUCAUCCUCAGAUGAGAAGCGCUACCGAGCUCUGAGACGUACCGCUGAGAGGGAGCUGCUUAUGAAUGCUGAUGUGAUUUGUUGUACCUGCGUUGGGGCAGGGGAUCCUCGUCUGGCUAAGAUGCAGUUCCGCUCGAUCCUGAUCGAUGAGAGCACCCAGGCCACUGAACCAGAGUGCAUGGUGCCUGUCGUCCUGGGGGCCAAGCAGUUGAUUUUGGUGGGGGAUCACUGCCAGCUGGGUCCUGUGGUGAUGUGUAAGAAGGCAGCUAAAGCAGGACUGUCCCAGUCUCUGUUUGAGCGUCUGGUAGUUCUGGGGAUCCGACCAAUUCGUCUGCAGGUCCAGUACCGCAUGCACCCGGCCCUCAGCGCCUUCCCCUCAAACAUCUUCUAUGAAGGCUCUCUGCAGAACGGAGUCACUGCUGCGGACCGUGUGAAGAAAGGCUUUGACUUUCAGUGGCCGCAGCCUGACAAGCCGAUGUUCUUUUACGUCACACAAGGCCAAGAGGAGAUUGCCAGCUCCGGAACAUCAUAUCUGAACAGGACAGAGGCAGCCAACGUGGAGAAAAUAACUACAAGGUUGCUGAAGGCCGGAGCAAAACCUGAUCAGAUUGGCAUCAUUACUCCAUAUGAGGGCCAGAGGUCCUACCUGGUCCAAUACAUGCAGUUCAGUGGCUCCCUCCAUACAAAGCUCUAUCAGGAGGUGGAGAUAGCCAGUGUGGAUGCGUUUCAAGGCAGAGAGAAAGACUUCAUCAUCCUGUCCUGUGUGAGAGCCAAUGAGCACCAAGGCAUUGGCUUCCUUAAUGAUCCCAGACGUCUAAAUGUGGCCCUCACCAGAGCCAGGUAUGGUGUGAUCAUUGUGGGAAACCCCAAGGCCCUGUCCAAGCAGCCCCUGUGGAACCACCUGCUGAACUACUACAAGGAGCAGAAGGUCUUGGUUGAAGGCCCCCUCAACAACCUGAGGGAGAGCCUCAUGCAGUUCAGCAAGCCACGGAAGCUGGUCAACACCAUCAACCCUGGGGGUCGAUUUAUGAGCACAGCCAUGUAUGAUGCCAGGGAGGCACUCAUUCCUGGAUCUGUUUAUGACCGCAGCACCAAUGGACGCAUGUCCAACAUGUAUUUUCAGACCCAUGACCAGAUCGGUAUGAUUGGCACAGGAUCCAAUACCAUGACAUCAAUGAAUAUCCCUAUCCCCUUCAACCUGGUGAUGCCCCCUAUACCGCCCUCUGGAUACAUGGGACAGGCCAAUGGGCCCACAGGAGGUCGUGGUGGAGGUAUGAAGGGGAGGGCAGGGAGCGGAGGUGGAGGCGGGACUCGAGGUGGCCGUCAACGAAACCGUGGCAACAUGGGUAACCAUGGUGGAGGGAAUGGAGGAGCGGAUCGUGGGCAUGGAGGACAUAUGAGCGGCAGCCAGGCCAGUCAGGACCUGGGCUCCCAGUCUUUCUCCCAGGGUCCUCUGACGCAGGGCUACAUCAACAUGAGCCAGCCUUCACAGAUGAGUCAGUCCGGGCUCUCACAGCCUGAACUCUCCCAGGACAGUUACCUAGGAGACGAGUUCAAGUCCCAGAUUGAUGUGGCUCUGUCCCAGGACUCCACCUACCAGGGGGAGCGGGCCUACCAACAUGGUGGUGUGACUGGACUGUCCCAGUACUAGACUGUUGCUGGAAAGGAGCUAGGCCUGUGUGAAGCUUAGUUCAUCGGUAUUUUAAUCCGGGUAAUAACAAAAAAGAACAAACAUGGAUACCCGUUUUCGACUGCUACAACCGAAGCACCACUGUGUGAAAGUAACAGGAGAGAGACCGUGAGAAACCAACCAAUCACAAGAGUGAGAGCAAAAAACAUGGGAGUAGAGCUGGACAGGAAGAGAGCAAGAGACCGGAGUGGGAGGUGGAGGAGAGAAGGCACUGCUGCUCACGUGCAAAGACAUGGCGAGGGAGAAAAGCUUGUCGUCGUUGGAGCAGCACAGGUGGAGAGGCACGACCUUGGACAGGUCAAGGAGGGACGGAAGGUCCGAUCAAUGCUGGAGAGGGGAGUAGGACAACUGUGUCAUCUUGUCCCUCUUGUGCCCCUGAACCCUCCGGCGUCUCCGGGCGGUGUGGUUGGGAUUCUUGGUCCAAAAGCUGAGAAAGAUGGAGAAGAAGAGGUGUCUUACACAAAAGUUCUCCACGCUAACCCAACAGGAUGUCCUCUGUGACUUGGAGAGAAAGAGAGAAAAAAGGGGGACACAACCCUUGAAGAGGUUGACAUGGCAACUUUUUUAAACUCAAAGCUUGAAUCGAGGCUCUGCAUUUGAUCACAUCUAAGCAUCCAGGAGAGACGAGUGUCAAAACGCUGUUUGGCUGUAGGAGUGAACUCUAAAGCGCUCGUGGUGUUGUGCCUCAAAGAGCUGAAAUGAUUAUUUGAGGAUUACACAACAGCCGUGGAUUGUUCGCUUUACUUUCUCAGCUUUGAGUUGGAAAGUUUUCUAAAUAGAAGCUGUUUCUAUCAAGGCUUUUCAGUGAUGUAAGCUUUUGUCGUCGGCCGUCUUACAAGGCUGGUCUGUGUAGGAAAUAGCUCUUGAAAAUUGUAAACGCAAAAAAACAAACAUCUUUGUCUCCAGAUCUGAGGACGUCGAUGAGUCCAAAGAUCUGCAGAGAGGGAGACAAUGUUGUUUUUGUUCUGCUAAAUGUUUUUCUUUAUUGUAGUGCAACAAAGUGAAAAACACCAUAACCAGCUUGAAACCAGCAGGUAGGGAUCAUCUUGAGCAUAUUCACGGCAGCUAAAAGCAUCAAUAAAGCCAAAUCAAGAGGGAGGUACUCCCCCCAAACCUUUGCCCUAAAACAUGCUUACAAUUAAUGUGCAAUAAAAGAAGCUUACUCUUUCAGUGAUAAGAAAAAAACGAGAACUUUUAUAUGGGAGAAAUCAUGAGCUUGUGUUUUCAUGACUCCUUGCUACUAAGACUUCUAACUUCGAAGCCCCCAUCUGAGAAAAAAGAGUUGAAGAGAAACUUGGGUUUUUGGUGAAGGAUAUUUUGAGAAGUAUUUGAACUGAUAUACCUUAUAUAAGUUAUAUGUUGUCCACGCACUGUCAAAUCAGGCUUGAAGACAUCUUUAAAUUAAGCAAUGAUGACCUAUGUGUAAUGUAUAUGUAGGUUGGACCUAGUCCAGAAAAUGACUUGUGUUUUCGUGUUUGUUAGUCUGUUGUCCUGAAGUUUUGAGCUCAUAGAAGAGUGAAAGAGUAGUUCAUGUGAAAAACAGAACAGUUAGUUUAGUAAACAUAAGUUCUUUUAGUUUCAGUUAUAUGUUUGUGUUUCACUUGCUAUAGACAUGUGAAGUUUUCAUGUAGCUUGUAUUUAAUCAGUAACUCUAAAUUUGACUAUAUAUAGCCUUUACUUUUUUGGUAAUCUAAAGGGCUUUUAUUUUCACAUCAUGAAAGUGUGUGACACUAACCCCUCCUCACUGUCAGUGCAGCUGUUUGUCGUGAACGGUUCUACCAUAGCCCGUCAUGAUUGUUUCAUCUGCAGAGAGAACCUAAGCUCCUCCUCAGGCUGCAAUAUAGACAGAAGGCAACCACAACUAUCGGAAUAUGUUUCAGCAAACAAGUCACUAUUAAGUUAUUUGUAUUUAUUUAAUUUUUAUUUAAUUUUAAUAAUGAAUUUUUAACAAACGCAGGUCAGUUUGUUUCCAAUGUGCAAUGAUGAUAAAUCCCCUUCCUGUACAGAAAAACAGAUUCACAUGUAUACCCCCCCCCCCCCCCCCUUAUCUGUGGAGCUGUAGAUCAUCUAUUUACUCAAGCACAUGGAUGAGAUAACCAUCAGCAUCUGUCUUUAAGAAGACAUGCAUCUGCCUGUGACCACCUCAUCCUUCAUUAACACAUAUUUCUGCAUGCACUGUGACUCGAGGGUAACUCUUUGAGUCUCUGCUAUACAGAUUUUCUUUGCCCUGAUUAUUUUCGGCUUAUUGAUUUGGCCUGAACUGUGAAUGAAGACAUUUUGUGUUUGCCACAUGGCCGAACCUGUCCGCCCACUAAUUUAUGUUUCUAGUAAGGAAAUAUUACUCACAAAAAAGUCUCUUGUGGAUUAUGUUGGGAAAUUAAAGUUUGCUUCUUUUGCGUGUUUUUAACUUCUUAAACUCUGUUU
Messenger RNA from Platichthys flesus (European flounder), 5877 nucleotides. RefSeq names its product regulator of nonsense transcripts 1-like. Gene Ontology annotation, molecular function: ATP binding; hydrolase activity; DNA binding. The transcript is spliced from 24 exons. Gene Ontology annotation, cellular component: cytoplasm. Gene Ontology annotation, biological process: nuclear-transcribed mRNA catabolic process, nonsense-mediated decay. Bases 67 to 3414 code for a protein of 1115 amino acids. Lineage: Eukaryota; Metazoa; Chordata; Actinopteri; Pleuronectiformes; Pleuronectidae. The record is from RefSeq and is a predicted model, not a curated record.